Letharia columbiana is the source of this 555-nucleotide messenger RNA. RefSeq lists its product as uncharacterized. Bases 1 to 555 code for a protein of 184 amino acids. The transcript is spliced from 2 exons. The record is from RefSeq and is a predicted model, not a curated record. NCBI's taxonomy places the organism in Eukaryota, Fungi, Ascomycota, Lecanoromycetes, Lecanorales, Parmeliaceae.
AUGUCUAUCAAAGUUUACAGCGAUUAUGAUGACGUCUGUGUCCGGGAACACGAGCAAGUGAUAAAUGUCUUACGAAUACCAUCAGAUGUCCAUUGCAAGCCACCUCGUGUCUUCGAGGUCGGUUUGCAGGCGAAACGAAGAAUGGUGAACCCUUCGACCAAGAUAUAUGCAGAAGGAGGACGCGUUAUGGAGAACGCGUUAUGGAAGGCACUCAAGACGGUCGACCGUGAGACAAGCGGCCAGUUCGGGUUGAGGAAACUUGCCGUGGAGAAGUUCACCUUCAAGCUCCCGCAAGCACAGCUCGACGUCGGCACUGUGAGCGCAACGAUCGACGACGAGGCCUGUGCUGUGGAUUACGUCUACCGAGCUGGGCGGAAAGUCAUCGUUGGAGGAGAGGAUACGGGUAACUUUGUUGAGUCUUCGGUUUCUGGUGUGCCCGAGAGCGCUCAGGAGUCGCCGCCGAUGGAGUCGUAUGCCUUGCGGGCAAAGACGAGGCUUGGUGGCAUCACACCGGGGCCGAGAGGUACGAUGACGAGAGCUUCGAGAGCCAAAUAG